GUACUCGUUGAGUUCUGUUGUAUUACCGAGCUGGCUACCACGAACAAACCUCAUAUUUUAUAUUUAGAAUGUCUAAAAAUGGGCUUUUGUUGUUUACCUUAAUUUUCUUAGUUCAUAUUUCUUUUUAAAGAUUUUUGUGACAUCGAAAUGAAGAUAGAUUGUUCGGUAAAUAACUGUUCCUCCAUACAUAAUGGCAUCUUGGAUAGGGAAAGUGCAAAACCAAUUUAAAAAUGAACAAAUUAAUAAUAUUGUACUUACACAUGACUUACAGGAUUGUCUCGACGAUAGUGUAGAUAUCAAAUUUAAUGAUCUCUAUUCAAAUACCGAAAAUAUUUCUGAUAUUACUCAAGACAAAGAAAGCAAUAAUAAUCAAAAUGGUUUUGUUCAACAUACAGUAUCACUCGAUGAGAUAUGUAUGCAGAUCAAUCCUGGAUCAUCAAAUAAAAUGCCACAUGAACCUUCGCAUGCCACAUUGACAAUAACUUCAACUAAUCCAGAUACCAAAGAAACAAUAGUCAAUAGGUUUCAUUGCGACUAUGAGGGCUGUCAAAGGACUUAUAGUACUGUUGGAAACUUGAGGACACAUAUGAAAACACACAAAGGUGAAUACAGAUUCAAAUGCUCCGAACCAGAUUGCGGGAAGGCCUUUUUAACUUCUUACAGUCUAAAGAUCCACAUAAGAGUGCAUACAAAAGUGAAACCGUUUCAGUGUAGAGAAACAGGAUGCGAAAAAGCUUUCAACACAAGAUACAGAUUGAGGGCUCACGAACGCCUACAUAAUGGUAAAACUUUCAAUUGUGAAUCAAAUGGAUGUAAUAAAUUUUUUACAACUCUCAGUGAUCUCAAAAAACACAUUAGAAUCCAUACACGAGAAAAACCAUAUAAAUGUAACGUUACUGAUUGCGGUAAAGCCUUUGCUGCUAGUCAUCAUCUAAAAACACACAUUCGGAUACACACCGGCGAGAAACCUUAUGCCUGUAAAGAAAAUGUAGAAUGUACAAGAGCCUUUUCGACCCAACAUAGUUUAAAAAGUCAUAUAAAAACGCAUCAACGACAUGAAAAGUACUUUAAUCCUGAAACUGCCGUUAAAUCUGAUGAAGGAAAAGAAGUGGCUGCCAAGAUACACAUAUCCACACCAGUGGAAGGGGAAAAUAACCAAAAUGAUUAUGUGGAAAUUCAACAACAAAAUUUGGAACCAAUCACACAACCGACCAUAAUAGAUACUACAAACUGUCCAAAUAUUAACUUUGAAAAUAUUUAUUACAAUGUAACAACAGUGCCAUCGGAUAGUUUAAUAAAUGACAAUUACAUAUUGAACGAAGCGAUACCAGAAAAGCACGCAGCUGUCAUAGAAGAGGAAUUCGAAAUGGCCAACAGACUUAAAGAUUACGCUACAGUCACCACAGAAAAUAUACCGCUUCAAUUAUUAUUCAACAUCGGAACUGAAAAUAUAGAAAACGUUAAAGAAAACGAGGCACUAAUUAACACUAGAGACGAAUUAGAAAAUAAUUCAAUUAUAUCGGAAUUCCAGAAUUUAGACGAUUUAACAGCAAAUGUGGAGAAAAAUUUCACUUUUGAUUUAAAUACCGACAAAGAAGCGGAUUCGACGAAGAUAUCUGAUAAACAAAUUAGUACAACAACUAACAACAACGUAGAUUUACUUGACCAAACAGAUUGGAUCGAUUUAGUAACUGGCGCUUCACAACUUGUACUCGAUAAACAAACCACCACUACCAGCACUAAUGAUUUAGAUUCCUAUUAUAUGCUAGAUGACAUCAGUUUGCCACAAACUACUGCAACUGCAGUAUUACAAAAAGAUAAUCUCCAGAAUACAGAUACAAAUUGGAUUAACAAUAAUACAACUUCAAAAUGUUGCAAUUCCCAAACGAAUAAUUUCUCCGAAUACCCUACAAAUUCUAACAACGACUGUAAUCAAAGUGAUCACGUGUCUAGUACUCCUAUAAUGACUUAUUUACCUCCCACUAGAACGAAUUGUUGUAAUAACGUUGUCAAUUAUACUUGUUGCGGAAACGGAGGUAAUUGUGGUCAGCAAUCAGUAACAAAUCCCGUCGAUAAUAUUUUGAGUCAAACCCAACGUCAAUUGGCCGGUUGUAAGUCGAAACAAAAUUCGAAUCACAAUUGCGCCGAAAAAGGGGAUCAAUGUUGCGUGGUUGUUUGUCUAAAGACUAUCGAUCAAUUGAAGCAGAUGCUUACAAUCGCUUCAGGUUGCGGCAAUUUUCAGACUUUAACGUUAGGAUGUAUGAAUAGUAAUAAUUUGGGUGUGUAACCGUGAUAUUAGCAGUAACUACGGGUGCUAUUUGUUUUUUUUUUAGUCAUAGUUUGUAAGAAUCACACAGAAAUGCCAAAUAACUAACUUUUUCUUUCUUCUUUAACCGGCGCUACGGUCCUUUGAGAACUAGGGCCUUCUGAACAAUCCUGAGCAUGGUGUUUCCAACGUUGAAUUCAUAGUUGAAUUAGGUCCGUCUCUAACGAAGGAGCUGUCUUAGCUCAGCAUUCCUUUGGAUCCUCCACGCGCCGUUCUCGCAAACAGGGCCAAAAAUAUUUUGUAGGAUUUUACGCUCCCGGCAGUUCAAAAUCCGCUCACUUGUCGUCAUAGUCCAUGUCCGUAUGUGACUACAGGACGGAUUAUUGUCUUGUAAUUUGUGAGCUUUGACCUUCGCGAGAGUCGUCUAAACUUCAGCGCUCUCUGGACUGCCCAGAAGCAUCUAUUCCCACAGCAACUCUUGUUGAUACUUCAUUAUCUUCAGUUAUCAAGGCCGCAAGAUAUUUGAAUCGGUGGUACACAGGGAAGCGAUGUUCUCUGACUUGGAAUUUGGUUUGGGAGGUCGGGGUUCUCCUUGAGGUUCUCGUGUACAUGGUUUUGAGUCCUCUUGCUUCAGGUGCUCGCUCGAACUUCCCAACCGUUCCCGAAAGAGCCGAAAUGGUUCGUGCCAUAAUGUGAACAUUAUCCGCAUAGGCGAGGUGCUGUGUGAGCCUAUUUCAAGUAGUUCCUCCGAGUUUAGUUCGGAUGUUCUUUGCGGCACUAACUUUUUCAUUUGUUUUUUUUUUAUUUAUUGUGUUAAAGCUAGUAUUAUAUAUUUUAUUUGAAAUAUACUCUUCUAAAGUUA
Molecule: messenger RNA, 3128 nt
Organism: Diorhabda carinulata
Lineage: Eukaryota; Metazoa; Arthropoda; Insecta; Coleoptera; Chrysomelidae
Product: protein cubitus interruptus-like
Exons: 5
Coding region: 191-2287 (698 amino acids)
Biological process (GO): central nervous system development; regulation of transcription by RNA polymerase II
Cellular component (GO): nucleus
Molecular function (GO): DNA-binding transcription factor activity, RNA polymerase II-specific; RNA polymerase II cis-regulatory region sequence-specific DNA binding
Source: RefSeq, a predicted model, not a curated record